Molecule: messenger RNA, 2474 nt
Organism: Ictalurus punctatus (channel catfish)
Lineage: Eukaryota; Metazoa; Chordata; Actinopteri; Siluriformes; Ictaluridae
Gene: sav1
Product: salvador family WW domain containing protein 1
Exons: 5
Coding region: 413-1630 (405 amino acids)
Biological process (GO): regulation of cell population proliferation; hippo signaling; apoptotic process
Molecular function (GO): protein binding; molecular adaptor activity
Source: RefSeq, a predicted model, not a curated record
CUGUAUGGGCUGGGUACGGAGCAACAGGCUGGAACCUACUAUAACUUUGACCACUCAACGUAUUUCAUAGCUUAGACUGUUUUAUUCCGGGGGUAACUAAAUUCUCUUGACGCGUAGAGAGACUGAAGUCGGUUCUUUAUUAGUUGUGAUAAUGUAAGUCAGAAUAAAAGUAUUAAAAGUGUAAAUAUGAGCUAGCAGGCUUGCCGUCUGUUUUGUUGUUGUUUCAGCUAACGUUAGCUAGCGAAAGCUGCCCUGAACUCUACAGCGAAGUUGAUAGCCAGAUAACUGUGGCGUUACGAGUUAAAAACAAAACAAACAAACAGUAAAAAUGAGCGCCGUUGACGACAUACUUUUCAGGACGCCAUCAACAAAAUGUUUUCGCCACAUUAAUGUCUCCUACGUUCACUGAGCUAUGAUGCUCCCGAGGAAGAAAAGUAAGAACGAAGCGUCCAAACCCGCAGAGGUCCAGGGGAAGUAUGUGAAGAAGGAGACGUCUCCUCUGCUCAGGAAUCUUAUGCCCUCGUUCAUCCGUCACGGACCAACGAUCCCACGGCGAGCAGAGGUGCCGUUGUCCGAAGCCCCAGCGGUACCCGGUGCCGCUGUGUACCCACUGAGUCCAGCGGCAGGGACAGACGCAGGUGGCCGGAAGAGUUUCCUGCGUAACGCAACACCUCGGCCCCAGCACGAGGUUUCUCGGCGAGACAGCCACCGUCUGUCUGCGCCAACAUAUCUUCCUCGCUCGCUCCCUGACCUUCCUCAUGACUACUCCUCUUCUACCCCGUCAUUCAUCAGUGAUGGUGGCCCGAUAGCUGAGAACGGAGAUGUGGCCCGUUACUACUAUCCCCCCGAGUCGUACUACGAGAACCAGCCCAGGCGCACACGCCGGCCCGAUCACUUCCACGACGAGUACAGGUAUUACGAGCACAGCAAUUAUCCACGAGGCCCUACGCAGCCUCAGACGCCCCAGCCUCACAGUCGCCCCCCUGCAGCUAUUGGACGCAUGCAGGCAAAGUCUCUAGGCAAUCUGGCGAGUUUGAGUGGAGAAGAGACGGCCCUUCCACCUGGCUGGACAGUUGAUUGGACGAUUCGAGGCAGGAAGUACUACAUCGACCACAACACGAACACCACUCAUUGGAGUCACCCGCUGGAGAGGGAGGGACUUCCACCUGGCUGGGAGAGGGUGGAGUCUGCAGAGUUUGGAGUUUAUUAUGUCGACCACAUCAACAAACGGGCCCAAUACAGGCAUCCGUGUGCUCCCAGUGUUCCGCGCUACGACCAGCCUCCGCCCCUACCUCCACCAAUCACUUACCAGCCCCGUCCUCCAGAGAGGAAUCAGCCAGUGCUGGUGCCAGCAAACCCCUACCACACUGCCGAGAUCCCAGACUGGCUGCAGGUCUACGCCAGAGCACCUCUUAAGUAUGACCACAUCCUAAAGUGGGAGUUGUUCCAGCUGAUGGAUCUGGACACGUAUCAGGGCAUGCUGAAGCUGCUGUUCAUGAAGGAGCUGGAGCGCAUCGUUAAAUCAUAUGAAGCUUAUCGCCAGGCACUGCUCACAGAACUCGACAUGCGCAAACAACGGCAGCAGUGGUACGCCCAACAGCCAACCAAAAACUUCCCUCACAACAUGUGAACUGCAGGAGACUGAUGUCCAGAAACACACAUGCCUUAAUACACACACUGCCAAGUCUUCACAUACGUCUGCCUCUGUGUGUGUGUGCCUUAGCAAUGUGUGGACUACACACACUCCGACAUAUAGCAGAUGCUCAUAGGGUGUUCUGAGACUGCACGAGAAUAAAAGUGGGAGCUGCACACCUACGAGUAGCGUUUGUAUAAUGUAAAUUUUAUUCAUUUUAUAGCCUGAAAGAUUAGGUGUGUGGCUGAAUUAAUGAAUUAAUGACCGAGUUUCCUGAAGACCUUCCAGCCAAAAUACUGUCAAAAGAUGCUAUAGUGACCCUUACCCUCUCUACAGUUUAGAUGACACUACAGUGCAUUAUGGAAACUGGGACCUGGUCACUAGUGAAUCAUUUUCCUGAGCUAGAUGUCUCUCUCUUUCUCUCUCUCUCUCUCUCUCUCAAGAGUGCUUUCUUUUGCUGUCUCUCUCUCUCUCUCUCAGAGCUCUUCCUGUGUUUCGAUUGUCUGAAGUGUGCUAUAACCCUGUUUGUUCUUUUCUUCCGUGGCCCGUGUGGACACUCAGCCUGUAGCACACACUCUUCUGCCUUCAUCCUAUGGACAAUGAAGCUUUUCUAUGGACUUUUCCUGACAACGACAAUCCAGCCAGCUCUAAAUGUAAAAAGGUUUGUGAAUUUUUCCAAAGGAAUAUGUCUUUAUUUAAAGACUAGAUUUUGUCAGCAAAAGCAUCACAUGUGAUGCAGGGUAAGUGUGAGCUCUUUUGGCUCUUAGCUUUUUAUCUUUAUGUAUGUCUGUUCCCCCCCUUGCAUAAUGAAAUUAUAUAUAAACAUAUAUAAACUUAAAAA